Messenger RNA from Vanessa atalanta (red admiral), 5482 nucleotides. RefSeq names its product FK506-binding protein 5-like. The transcript has 9 exons. The coding region runs from base 297 to 3515 and encodes 1072 amino acids. Gene Ontology annotation, biological process: regulation of gene expression. The record is from RefSeq and is a predicted model, not a curated record. NCBI's taxonomy places the organism in Eukaryota, Metazoa, Arthropoda, Insecta, Lepidoptera, Nymphalidae. Gene Ontology annotation, cellular component: nucleus.
GCUGUGGCGAGGGAUAAUGUCGCACUGUCCCUGAUUUUUUAAAUAUUUAUAAUAUUAUUAAGUAGAUCGACCUGAUUGUUUGCAAAGUGAAGUUAUAAGAUUCCUUAGUGUUGUGUGUAUUUUAACAUUUAAAUGACUUUUGGUGUUCGCUUAUUUUGAAAAGUAAAAUCGCCCUGGGUAAUACCAUUGAAAUAACCAAGUUACUAGUGAACGUCGAACGAGUACCAGAAAAGUGUCAGCCACAGAACGGAGACUGGAUGAGGUGCUUGCCACAUGGAAUGUAGCUUGGUAUCAACAUGAAUGGGGGAGUGAAUGGAAUGAUGGAGGAGUCAAAGGAAGUCUCUAACAAUGACUCUCAAGAAGACUCAAAAGAGGUCAAAAUAGAUACCUCUGAAGAGGCUGAUCCAGAUAAUAGCCAAUGUGAAACGGUUGAUUCAGAUAGAACUUAUCAUGUAGACAGUGGUAAUGAGCCUGCAGAUAAUUCAAUCGCUGGUAUAACUGAAAAUACUAACAGUCUCUGCAGCGUUGAAAAUGAACUUGAUGAAUAUUCUACAGAAACUGCAUCGUUACCUACACUACAGGAAAAUAGCAGUACGAAAUCCUUAACAAACCACUGUAGCAACAGCAAUGAAUCAUUUGUAGACACUUUAGACAGUCAGUCCAAAUCAGAAAUCAUGCCUGAACAAGAGAAUUGCUUAACAACUCAACAAAAUUUUAGUAAUGAUUUUAAAAAUGACUGCUCUAGGGUUUUUGAUGAAAACAGUAGUAAAAUGGUUUCCAAUAAUGGGGUAUCUGAUGAAGCGGAUUCAGAAGCUGAUUCCGAUGAAGAAGAAUUUUCUGAGGCUUCAGGCGAGCAAAGGGCAGAGGAAACAGUAAGCAUUAAUUCAGAAUCCGAGGUGGACGCCCAAGAUGAAUCCUCGCAAGAAAGUCAAAAUAAAAACAAAAAUUUAAUGUUAUUAGAACAUGACAGAACUGGUAGUCAAAAUGGAAACGCAGAUGAUUGUUCCAGCCCUGAGGUACAUGAAAUUGUCAGUGAUAAUGAAGAUUGUGUCGUAGAAGAAAAACAAAAACCUACGGAAACUCAAGUACAGUUACGUCGAAGUAGUAGAGCUAUCAAAAGAAAGAGGUACGACGAUGAUAUUGAAAACGGAGAUUAUGAAUCAGAUAUUGAAGAAAUUGCUAUGGGGGACGCUUUAAGACGUAGAUCUAAAGCAAUUGUCAUCAAUGAUACAAAAACUUUAGUCGAAAUGGCAGCAAAACAAAUAAAAUCGGGAAUUCAAAAAAAAGAACCAACUGUAGUUAUUAUAGAUACUAAUUCUAUGUCUUCUGUUAAAGGGAAUACAAUUAGGAAAAAUUACAUUCCGCCAAGUAAUUCGGCAUUAAGCGCACAGAAUUUAUAUCAGAGUAUAGUUGCUCGAGGUACUACUGUGACUCCAAUAAGUAAUAAAAAUAGCAUGGCUUCUCAAAGUUCCUGCAACACUCAAACCUCAAUAUUGCCUUCUCUCACUGAUGAUAUGUAUGUUGUUGAGGCACCUUCUUUCAUUGUACCUUAUGUAUAUGAAAAACCUUCUGUUAAGCCGUUUAGAAAAUUUGUAGAUAAUUUAGGUAAUGAAUUAAAAGAGCAAAGAGCCAAAGAAGAGGAGGAAGAGAGGGAGAGAGAAAAAGAAGAACAAGAAAAAAAUGAACAAGAAAAAAGUGAACAAGAAAAAAAUGAAAACAAGGAAAAAGAAGACGAAGAAGAAGCAUCAGAUGCAGAAACCGAAAUUUCCACCAAAACAAAAGAAGAUUUAGAAGAAGAAAAUAAACAAAAAAAGAGAGAAGAAAAAAGGGAACGUCGAAGACGUAGAAACGAUGACGACGAUGCCUCUUGGGAUGGUCAAUCUUCGACAGAUUCUGACGACGAAAUAGGUAGUGAUGAAGAAGAUAAGACUGUUGUCAUAAAGGACAAAGCAGAUGUCAUCGAUGACAUUAAGGGUGUGACUGACUUAACUGUUGAUAAAGUAGUUACCGGAAAGUCUGAUAAUUACUUUGACCUUUCCCUCGGUAAGUUUUUUAUGAAUAUUGGCCUAAACCUUGUUCAAGAAUAUGUACAAAAUGAUCUACUGAAGCAACAAAACAGGAAACUUUAUAGAGAAAAAAAAGGAGGUCAUAGUACAAAAAUUACAGAAUCUUCUAUUGCAUCACUUAAGAAGAACUUAGAGUUCAGUAAAGAAAAUAAUGCUCCAUAUGUCUUUAAGCAACAUAAAUGUGAAUUUUGUAGUUUUAAAACUGAGUCUUCACUGGUGAUGGCACAUCAUCUUGAGACUCCACACAUGAAGAAUAGUGUUUAUAAAUGUAACUUUUGUGUCUACGAAAGUCGAAGCCCACACGAUAUACUGUAUCAUAUGGAAGCCGAACAUAGUACUCGUGGAAAAUUAGAAAGGGCACCGGCGUACCACCAGUGUGCGAACUGUCCCUUUGAAGACAAUGGGAAAGGCAAACUGGCGCGCCAUCUUAUUCCAUGCGCUAAGAAAUUCAAGCCCGAACUGAAUCUCGCGCCACCUAUUGAAUGGGAACCGCCAGCAAAAAUACCAAAGAUUGCUCGGGCUCGUAAUGCUAUGAUGGGUUCAUACCACAAUACUUUCCAUCGGGGUCAAGUAGGAAAUAAUAUAGGAAGACCUCCAAUGAGCGGCGUCAUGGCGAGUACCAGCUUUCGUCCGCGAGGCCGAUCCCCUAUGGGUAUUGCACCUAGAUCUACACCUGUUCAAGGCAUACCAAUUCUUCGGAGUGGGGUAAUGGUGAGGCACAACACACCCUCCCCUGUUUUGGUGUCACCAAAUUAUCCUUCGGGAGGUAAUAAUGGAAAAAACGCAUCUAUACCUAAAUCUUUGCACCAGCCAUCCAUUUCGAUAACACCAUUACCAAGGCAACCAGUUCCAACGCAACCUCAGCCUCCUCAGCAGAACAAGAGUUCAUGUGUUAUUUGUGAGAUUUGUGAUGGUUAUAUUAAGGAUCUGGAGCAACUAAGAAAUCAUAUGCAAUGGAUACAUAAAGUUAAAAUUCAUCCAAAAAUGAUAUACAACAGGCCUCCACUUAACUGCCAAAAGUGCCAGUUCAGGUUCUUUACAGACCAAGGAUUAGAAAGGCAUUUACUAGGCUCACAUGGCUUGGUUACUAGUUCUAUGCAAGAAGCAGCGAACAAGGGUAAAGAUGCUGGUCGAUGUCCGGUGUGUGGCAGGGUAUAUCAGUGGAAACUUCUUAAUCAUGUCGCACGGGACCACAAUCUUACAUUAAAACCAGCCCAUCUCUCAUAUAAGUGCACAGUAUGUACAGCAACAUUUGGCAUGUACAAGCAGUUUGAAAAUCACGUGUAUUCCGCACACAGUGUUGUCGCCAAGCGUGUAAUGGACAAAGGCAAGACGGCAGCACCAGUCAAAGCUGGUCAGUCGUUACUAAAACCGCUCAAAAUUAACGACGAAAUCACGAUUAUACCUCAACCAGUGAAAUCAACUACGCCACCGAUAAAAGAAAAAUAGAUGUAUGCAGUGCCGUUAGUGGCACAAAGCCGUGAGCUUGCCGAUGUCUUCGCCGAUUCUUAAGAAUGGUUCGGGUCUUCAGGCCUUGUCAUUACUAGUGUACAUUCCAAUGUUUCCUAGUGUACACCCACCAACAAUGCGCUAUGUCGCUGUGUGCAAGGACUAGUUUAAAUUGAAUUACAUUUCCAUAAACAUAGGUCAAAAAUGUGAAAUAACAACGACCAUUAGACUGACUGUUGUUAUAGAGGUGUCUCAUGUAAAAUACUUUCAGUUUUCGCCAGCGAUAUCAUUAUUUCACACACAUAACAGUUUCAAAAGUUUCAUGAUCAGCUCGUUACGAGUCGUAUUACUAACACCGAUUCUAUACCUUUUUGGAGACUGAUGUUCGAGUGCAAGAACGGCACACUAUCGUAAAAAAAUGCCCCGUAGAUUAAGGCAUAUGUAAAUUACUCAUAAAACUAUGGUAGAUUAUACAAAGCGUUUAAAGCACUAUUAUGUCACUGCCACGGCUUAAAGCCAGUGAUAUAUUGAGCAAAAUAAAAUUUAUACAAUCAAUGUGUUAAAAUAAUGAGUCAUAACGAGCUCACAGGAGAGUUUAAAUGUAUGAAUAUUUAUAUAUUCUAAAUCUUUUUUCGAUAUUGCAUUAUGAUAACUAAUUAUUCUGCAUGGAUAUUUGAAGUUGAGUUUACACAACCAAUGUGAUAUUUGAAGGUAACGAAAAAAAUCAUUAAAAGACACUUCUGGAUAAAAAUGUACAUAAAAUUGAUGUACAUAGACGAAAGUAAAGCGUAUAUCUAUUCCCAAAGCGGAAUACAAAAAGUAUUAAUUAUUUAAUUAAUUUGAUAAACGAGAUUACAGAAUAUUGUAAUAUCAAGUGAACAAAUGUUUUUGUUAAAAGACUUAAAAUAGAUCGCUAUCAUGGCUAUUUCUAUAUGACAACAACACGCGGAAAUAAAUUUUAAUCUAACGUCGAUUAUACUGUACCUUAGAAGGAAGGUUUACAAUAUUAAAUUAACCAAUGUAUGCCUAGAACUAUUUGGCGCCGAUUUUAAUGAAGAGUAACUUGUAGUAAUCCGGCGGUACGAAAACGACCCCAUGGGCAGAGAAAGUUUAAGGUUGAUUAGCGGGCUAAUUUGAUCAAGGAAUGUGUUACACUUAUAGAUAAUGUAUUUUAGGGCCCAGUUCAUCCGAGGGGUUAUAUUUUUGCCAGAUAUAUAAAGAAAUGGAAACAGAAUAUAAAGAAUUAAACUUCUAGCAAAAACUUUAGUUAAUAUUAGAUAAAUACUCGUAAAAUGUUUAAUAUAAUUUUAAAUUAUGUAACCAUUUUGGAAAACAACUCCCAUUCAAAAUGGGGCUAAUUGCUUACUAUACCGUAUUGUCAAUAUAUAAUGGAAUCCUCAUUCCUUUGCCUUUAACAUAAUGAAUUACUGACGACUACCUAGUUGAAACAUCCAUCCAAAACGCUAUAUUUCCACAUCGCCUUAAGAGACUAGAUAUAUAUAAAUAAUAUAUGUACUUUUGGAAUGUAUAUCAACGUAUAGUCGCAGCCCAGAAACGUACCUCAAGAAUUUGUAACUGUUCUGAGAAUCCCCCUCGAGUAAGAUAACAUAUUCGAAAAGGUAUAUGUAGUUUAAUAUAAAAAAAGAAUAUAUAUAUAUAUAUAUAUAUAUAUAUAUAUAUAUAUAGAUAGUAUUAACAUAUGUGAAUGUUACCGUAAAAACCUGAAAUCCGGCUUAACUAGAACGUACCUUCUCAUCAUUAAAUAUAUUCAAGAGCAUAUUCUUAUUAAAAGAUAACGACUUGCGAUUUCUGUAUUCGGGAUUUCGGUUAUUACAGUAGCAUAGAUAAGUAUAUGUCGGAUCCAAGUACCAAAUUUAAUAUAUAUUAUGAUCCGAUAGUUUUCUAAUUUAUAUAAUGUCAAAUAAUAUUUAAGUAUAGUCCGAUAUGAUAAAAUGCUUCUUGAUACA